AUGAGUCGCCGUUUAUUCACACGGAUUGCUGAUGAUUUGGCGGGGCUAGACUCGUUUUUCACUCAACGACCCGAUGCUCGUAAUUAUGAAGGGUUCACCACGUUACAAAAGUUUACUGCGGUCAUUCGCCAACUGGCGUACGGGACAGUGGCCGACGCGUUGGACGAGUACUUACAGAUGUCGGCAAGAACCGCGCGGGAAUGUUUGUAUCGGUUUUGCCAUAAUGUGGUGAAACUGUAUAGCAAAAAAUAUUUGCGGAAACCAAACGCGUAUGAUGUUCAACAGUUGUACCAAGCUCAUGAAGCAAGGCAUGGGUUUCCGGGAAUGCUUGGUAGCAUUGAUUGUAUGCAUUGGGCGUGGCAUAACUGCCCGACUGGGUGGCGAGGCCAAUACACGCGAGGUGAUCACGGCUAUCCAACCUUAAUACUUGAGGCCGUGGCGUCACAAGAUUUGUGGAUCUGGCAUUCUUUCUUUGGGCUCCCUGGUUCACUCUGUGACAACCCGAACUUUCAAGAUUAG
Molecule: messenger RNA, 519 nt
Organism: Helianthus annuus (common sunflower)
Lineage: Eukaryota; Viridiplantae; Streptophyta; Magnoliopsida; Asterales; Asteraceae
Exons: 1
Coding region: 1-519 (172 amino acids)
Source: RefSeq, a predicted model, not a curated record